AUGGUGUCAUUUUUGAAGUUAGUAUCUAUUCUUAUCAAAUGCCGGGCUAAGACAAUUCUGGCUUUGUCUCAGAAUAGCUUUCGUCAGAUAUUGCGUAGCUUAACGCCUGUUCCAGACGGACGGACAUCGAACUUAAGUGAUACAAGAAUUAUUUAUGUUAAUCGUUCCGUUCAGCAACAGAUUUCAUUUCGCUUUGAGAAUAUAACAUCACUAUUGGAUCACCCUGACUUUGACCUUCAGAAACCGACAGUGUUUUAUAUUCACGGUUACGUCGAAAUUGCCAGCGAUGCGAGCGUUUUGCACGUGAUGGACGCUUAUGUCAAACGCGGUGAUCACAAUAUAUUGGUGCUGGACUGGGCGAACCUUGCGUUCGGAAACUAUUUGAAAGUUGUGUUAAAUGUUAAAAAGGUAGGAAAAGAGUCAGGAAAAGCUUUAGGCAAGUUGCUGAAUAACGGCUUGUCUAUCGAUGGCUUACAUGUGGUCGGGCAUUCAGCUGGCGCCCAUGUAGCGGCGGUUGUCGCGAGAGUUUUGAAAGAAAAGGGAUUGACACUUCUUAGGUUGACUGGUCUAGAUCCUGCAUAUCCCGGUUUCUAUCCAGCGAUCGAUACACAUCCUAUCUCUUCCAAAGACGCAGUGUUCGUGGACAUCAUUCACACAGACGGUGGCAAGUAUGGGACUCCGUUUAGCACAGGACACGCAGACUUCUGGCCGAACGACGGCAAAUCCCCGCAACCAGGCUGUCCGACAGUCACUCUUAUUUUAACUAAGGAAAAUUUCUGCAGUCACUGGCGUUCAUGGCAAUACUGGGCGGAAUCAGUAGUCGGUGGCAACUUUGUCGCUAGAAAUUGUGCUAAUUACAAUGCCUUUCAAAAAGGGAACUGUAGUGGAACAGCUCGCAUGGGUCUUCAAGCUACACCGGAAUUACGUGGCGAUUUCUACUUGCGCACAGCAUCAAAAGAGCCCUUCGCUUUAGACGAUACAGGAGUUGCAUGAUAAAAAUCAAUCAAUAGAAUUAUAGGUAUUGCAUCAUUAAAUAAACGCUAAAAGACAAAAAAUAUGAUAAUCGUUACAAUGUUUAUGAAGAAGAUUAUGAAUGGCCCAUUAUCAAUUCUAGCCAUAAUUAUUUUUAAGAACUUUUAAAAUAAUGAAGGUAUAUUCUUAAAAUAAUCCGUUCAAUAAACCCUAUAGCGUAUGAUUCGGACAAGGCAUGGAUGGCAACCAGCCUUUGCAACAGAUAAUGUAGGUAUAAAUAAUUUCCUCAUCACGAACGGCGCCAUUUUUUAAUAUGCUCUAUACGAGAAAUAUUUGCUAUCUUAACUUAUCAAUAGAUAUACAUUUUUCCUUAAGACGUAAUCGUUUAAUAUCAUUUUAACUCAAAAGUGUAGCCAAAGUCGAAUAAUAUAAUAAAGAAGAGAAAAUAUCAAUAAAAAAGCUGAUACCAUUGAAGUAUCUAAUGCGUAUGCGUCUUAUGUAAUGUGUGGGUCAUGUCUUUGCUUGUAAUUCCAGUGACUCGGUCGUAAUUCCAAAAAGAACAUAGCAAUACAAAAUGUAUGUGAUAGAAUAAAUAAUUAACCCACCCAGCUGACCUACAUAAAAGCCUG
Vanessa atalanta (red admiral) is the source of this 1601-nucleotide messenger RNA. RefSeq names its product pancreatic lipase-related protein 2-like. The coding region runs from base 1 to 993 and encodes 330 amino acids. NCBI's taxonomy places the organism in Eukaryota, Metazoa, Arthropoda, Insecta, Lepidoptera, Nymphalidae. The record is from RefSeq and is a predicted model, not a curated record. Gene Ontology annotation, molecular function: lipase activity. The transcript has 9 exons.